Messenger RNA from Dipodomys ordii (Ord's kangaroo rat), 344 nucleotides. RefSeq names its product ral guanine nucleotide dissociation stimulator-like. The record is from RefSeq and is a predicted model, not a curated record. The transcript is spliced from 3 exons. Lineage: Eukaryota; Metazoa; Chordata; Mammalia; Rodentia; Heteromyidae. Bases 5 to 343 code for a protein of 112 amino acids.
ACUGAUGAAGGAACUACAGGGCUCGUGUCAGGAGCUCGAGGUGCUUCCUGACAUGAACUUCGUGUCUUGGUUUAACAACCUGAACCGCCUCAGUGAAUUGGAAAGCUCCAAGCUAUCCAGGGAGCUGGAGCCUCCCCGCCGGGUACUUGUCCUGACCAGGAACAACAAGAGGAGCCCUCCCCUGGGGAAGCACUCAGGAAAUUGCCAGGCUUUGACAAGAGAGCUCAGCAACAAUGGUAGUUCCCAGUUGGAGACAAAUGAUCAGCUCAGCGGUGGGAAUGGCAGCCAUGUACCCAGCGUGCACUUGAGGAGCUCACCCAAGCCUUCUUCACACUGCAAUUGAU